UUCCAACUCUAUAUAAUAGGAAGCCAUUCUGCUGGAUUUGCAAUCAAGGAGUUAUCACCAAGAGAGGACAUUACUAAAGGAGAAUUAGGUCAUCUAGUGACAUUAGAAAGAAGUAAAAGUCAUGGCAUCAAGGAUUUUGACCUCAAGGAAGUCUGUGCAGAUGUGCAGGAAUGUGAGAGUGAGUGGGGAUGUGAUGCAAGAAAUGACAAAGAAGAACUUUUGACCCAUAACAAAAAUAUCACUCAUGGAGAAGAUCAAGAUAAGAAGUCCUUAAUUAAUCUUCCUCAGAGUGUUUCUGUAAGAAGUAAUGCACGUGAAUAUUUCACGCAUGACAAGACAUUCAUAAGAAGUUCGUUAACAACGAAAAAUAACGUCAGCGUUGCUAGAAACAGAGAUCUCAAGUGUUUGGAAAGUAGACCUGGAGUGAGGCUGCAGGCCCAGGCGGCUCAGCCGCAGAGAUGUGCAGCUGAGGAGAAAGUGUAUGCGUGCGGUCAAGGUGAGAAGCCAGUCAGCAGUGGUUCCUCAGUUUCACCACUUCACAGAGUUCCUCCUAGUGUGGAAAACACGUUGUCACCUGCGCAGCACAGGAGUACACACACUCGAGAAAAAUCUUACAGCUGUAAUGACUGUGGGAAGGCUUUUAGCAAAAGCUCAAACCUCAGGAAUCACAGGAGAAUUCAUUCUGGACAGAAACCUUACAGAUGUAAUGUGUGUGGCAAAGCCUUUAACCAGUGUUCUAAUCUCACUACACAUCAGAGAGUGCAUACAGGAGAGAAACCUUACAAAUGUCAUGAUUGUGGCAAGGUCUUUAGUCGAAAUUCACACCUUGCAAAUCAUCAGAGAAUGCACACUGGGGAGAAACCAUAUAAAUGUCAUGAGUGUGGCAAAGCCUUUACCCAGUUUUCACACCUUAGUAGACAUCAGAAAAUGCAUGCUGGAGAGAAACCACACAGAUGUUAUGAGUGUGGCAAGCAUUUUACGCAGCGUUCAAACCUUAUGGCGCACCAGAGAAUUCAUACAGGAGCAAAGCCUUUCAAAUGUAAUAAAUGUGAUAAGGCUUUUAUUGAACAGUCACAACUUUGGGGUCAUGAGAGAACUCACACUGGAGAGAAACUUUACAAAUGUGAUGAGUGUGGCAAAGCCCUCACAAGACAUUCAUAUCUUACUCAACAUAAAACAAUCCACACUGGAGGAAAACCUUACAAAUGUAAUGAGUGUGGCAAAGCUCAUACUCAAUUAGCAAGCCUCACCAGGCAUCUCAAAAUACAUAUUGAAAACGAACGUAAGCCUCACACAUGUGGUAAUGCUAUCAUUCAAAAUUCAAGUUUAGGGAUCAUCCGAUUUCAUAGUAGAAAGGAACUUUAAAAAUAAAACGAUUCAGACAAAAUUUAUGCGUGUAUUCAAGCCUUACUCAACAUAUGGGACUCUAUCAGGGAGAAAGAACACAUACAGAUGGCCAGCAGGCGCAUGAAAAGAUGCUCAGAAUCACUGAUCAUCAGGGAAGUGCAAAUCAAAAGCUCAACGA
Aethalodelphis obliquidens (Pacific white-sided dolphin) is the source of this 1525-nucleotide messenger RNA. RefSeq names its product zinc finger protein 677-like. Gene Ontology annotation, biological process: regulation of transcription by RNA polymerase II. The annotation marks the transcript as partial. The transcript has a single exon. Lineage: Eukaryota; Metazoa; Chordata; Mammalia; Artiodactyla; Delphinidae. Gene Ontology annotation, molecular function: DNA-binding transcription factor activity; RNA polymerase II cis-regulatory region sequence-specific DNA binding. The record is from RefSeq and is a predicted model, not a curated record.